CAAUCGUUCCUCGGCCGCACCCCGUUUUCCUCCGCUCCGACCGCCGACGAUUUGCGUCUGCGACGCGCAGCAGCCUUCUCUCCCCUCCUUGGCCGGUUAAAAGGCAAAAAACAAGAAAAAAAAAUGACGUUCGCCCUGGUCAUGAGGCGAUCGGGCCUCGUGGCGGGCCGCCGCGUGGCCCGCUUCGAGUCGACCAGCAGCACAACAAAACAGGCCGCCGAGGCCGCCAAGCAGGCCGCCGCGCAGUCCUCGUCGACCGCGUCCGAGACCACGAGCAAGGCUGCCCAGGGCCUGUCGCGCGUCACGUCGGCCGCCGGCCCGGCCAUCGCCAAAACCGCCAAGGGUGUGUCGAGCGCUCUGAGCCGCGUCGGCGGCCGGACAGGUCGUCUGAUCGCUUUUGUCGAGCGCCAGACGCCCCUCGUCGUUUACUACUCCAAGGUUGGCCUGGAGUUGGCCAAGCUGGUCGUCAAGGGCCAGAACAUGUCACCGCCUUCCAUUUCGACCUUCCAAAGCUACUUCCAGAGCCUAUGGAAGCAGCUGCAGCACCCCGGCACUUUCUUCUCGAGCCUCCUGCAGUCUGUCAACCCGCAGCAGAUCCGCAACAUCUCGAGGACACAAGUGGCGGCUGGCGGUGUGGUCCUGGCCGAGUGCCUGGGCUUCUUCACCGUCGGCGAGAUGAUCGGCAGGUUCAAGCUGAUUGGCUACCACGGCGAGACGCAGGCUGCUCACCACUGAGCUGAUAUCCGGGUUCACGUUUCGAGGAGAAGUGGAAAGAGGGGGGUGUUGGUUUAGAGUGAUGCGCUUUCCUCGCGUCUGCGCCAGGCGAUCUCUCGCUUUCUGUUGCAUUUCCCGGCGGCGGCCGGCAAAUCUGGGGAGGCGCAAGGGAGGCAAGUGAAGGGGGGAUUCUGCGUUUUUUCUCGGGAAUAGACUUGGUGGCGCAUCCGGGGGCCGCCGCCCAUACUAGACUCGCCGACACCUCUUUCCCCGGGGCGUCCCUGGGGAUACCUAUCACAACCUAGCCAUGAGGCGCCCCGGAUGGGCUGGGUUGUUUCAUGCUAGCCCGCCUUGGCUAAGUGUGGGAGGUAUGGCAGACCAUCCGGAAGAGCACGCCGGAAACGGGGAAGGGUAAAGGCUCAUCUUUCUUCCCUAUCUUGUCUGUACAUUUCCGCCGGUCCUAGGUGUGUCACAGCAGAGGACCCUGUGUUCUUUUUCAUUUGUCGCCCUGUACCUCUAAAGUCGAAUGCAUGAAGCCAAAUCAAGGCAAAUUUACCCCGGCU
Thermothielavioides terrestris NRRL 8126 is the source of this 1277-nucleotide messenger RNA. RefSeq lists its product as uncharacterized. The transcript is spliced from 3 exons. Gene Ontology annotation, biological process: proton motive force-driven ATP synthesis. The record is from RefSeq and is a predicted model, not a curated record. The coding region runs from base 124 to 735 and encodes 203 amino acids. Lineage: Eukaryota; Fungi; Ascomycota; Sordariomycetes; Sordariales; Chaetomiaceae. Gene Ontology annotation, molecular function: proton transmembrane transporter activity.